UUUUAGUAGCACCCAUCAUAUCAAAAAGAUUUGUCUGUCUGCAGGGACCCAACUCUUCAAGUUCAGUGUUGAGACUCUUAGCCUGGACCAUGGGGAGCUCCUUUACAAUACAUAAUAAGACUCCCUAUGCCUUUCACUACUCUAGUGUGGGUAGAGGGGGUGUUCGUACAGUGCAUGGCCAUAGCACAGGAAAGUACUUACAUCCAAUACCUCCUUUCAAUUCUGAGGGCCUCCGUUUUAGAUAUGGAGAUCACCCAGAGUGGGACCUCAGGUGUGCAGGUCACAGUGCUCCGUACACCUUAAGAGAAAGCGAUGACGGUGAAAAAAUUGAACUGGUCAAUGGAAGACUGAAUGUCAUUGCUGACUGCUGUGCAAACUUUGGAAGAAUUGAUGACCAGAAACAAGAGUAUGAGAGAUGCCAACAACAGAAGAAACGCAGGAAAAUAGAAGAUGAGACGAGGCGGCAGGCAGCACUGGACCGGAAGAGGACAAUCCAAGAGCAGAUUGAAAAGGAGAAUAAAAAACUGAGGGAACUGCUUUCUGAAGCACAUGACAGGCUUCAGCUGGAGCUAAACCUCAAAGCCCAGGAGCAUUACCACCAGCAGCACUCUCAAGUCCUGCAUGAGCUUGUGGCGGAGGAGCACGGAAUAGAAAGGGAUGAGGUCACUGAUGUUAAUGACAAGUUUAAAGAACUAUUAUCAAAGUAUGACAUCAGAGAGGAUCAAAAUGUGAAGAUUCCACUGAAAAACAGGAUGAAAACUCUCCAAAAUGAGCUGACAUUACAAUAUUUUAAAGAGCACCACAUCCCCACUUCAUUACAGUGGGCUUUGGAUCAGGCUACUGGAUAUGUGAACCUGUCUCUGACUGAGCGGUUCAACAUUCUGAAUUCAGUUGUGAAGUUGACCUUAGAUGGUGACUCUGAUAUCAAAUGUUUCCUCACGACUGGACAAGACAGGAAGACUGAGUUCCUCUUCAAUUUGCAGGAACAGCUACAAACUAAAAAUCCAACACUGGCCAGACACGUGUUAGCAAAUGUUCUGGAUCUGUCCUCAAAGCUGUCCCAAUCAUGUAAGGAGAUCCUCUGUCACAUAGUCUUCAACAACAUCUGGAAACCAAAAGAAAUCAGGCUUUUCAUUAGACAGACCUCGAGAGUGGAUCAGGAAACAGUCGCAAAAAUUCUCCACAAAGCGUGCACCUACAGGCUGAGCUGUAACGACGCUCUCUCUUCCCUGAAAAAGAAAAAUCCUGUAGACUACAUCCAACAUUGUGUGGACAGAGCUGAGCGUGACAAAGAUGCUGACACACUAUUGGCUGAACUGGAAGACAAAAACUUUCCAGAGUGUAUCCUGUCACUCCUGCGAAAAGUCCUGACGUAUAUUGAAGAAGAGCUACCCAAAUAUGUAAGUAAGCCCAUUAAGGUGAAGAAGAUUGAAGAUUGUAAAAAGAUAAUAAAUUCUCUUGAUUUUAACAAUCAUAAGAUUGAUGCUCUGAAGAAAGUCCUGAUGAUCAUAUCCAGAGCUGUAAAGGAAUGCACCACCUUUACCACUCAAAGCGGUGAACAAGUUCAGGGCUACUUCCCAAGACUCAGUCAGCUGGCCUCAUUGCUGCUACUCCUGUUGCCACAGUCUGGGGAUAAGAAAGGUAGUCUGUUGGAAAUUGGCACCGGAGAGGGCAAAACUUGUAUUUUAGCCAUGUUUGCUACAAUACAGGCCACACGAGGCGUAAAGGUGGACAUUGUGACAAACUCUUCUUUGUUAGCAAGUCGUGAUCAGGAUGAGUGGAGAAAAUUAUAUGAUAUGUUUGGUAUUACAUCAUCCACGGUGCCUCCAACACACAUGGAUAACUGCUCUUUUAAAGAUCAUGACAAGCUGCUUGAGGAUGCAUACAGCCAGCAGGUCGUUUAUGGUACAGUUGGUACCUUUGCAGCAGACAUACUGAGGCAAGAGUUUGAGAAGAAGACUACUCGAGGUCUGAGGGGGUUUGAAUGUGUGGUAGCAGAUGAGGUGGACUACAUGACACUAGACUGUGGAGUGCAGGUCACAUAUCUGUCAGACCAAGCCCGUAGCCUAAGACACGUGGAGCAAGUCCUGGCAAGUAUCUGGGCCAUGAUGUCUGCCUGCUGGCCAAUAGAAAUGUUUGAAACGGGGGAGAUCAGGUGGGGAACCAGGAUCCAGCACUUCCACAAGGCUGUAAUGCAAGCAGUGGUUGGCUCAGAAUCAGAAGAUUUUUCAGCCGCUGACCUACUGAUGCUUGGUGCCCAGCUGGGGUUUUAUUCACAGGAGGAUGUGGAUGAAUUAAAUAAAGCAGAGGGUCUGACACAAACAGAGACCGACAGCUUUAAGGAUGCCAAGUGGACAGCCACAGAGAACAUCAUGGCCAACAUUGGACCGGAAAAACAGUGUAAGCUUCUGAGACAACUUGAGACAAAAAUAGAAAAGAAUGUGUCUGUAGAUUGUUACUCACUAAUGGACAGCAAAGCCAAACUUUACCGGAAGGACAGCUCUCAUAGAGACCCUGAUGUCAGCCUGCUUCUCCUGGAGAAUGGCGGUGCCUGUGAAAUCAUGUCAGAGGAAUCCCUCGUCCAAGGAGCUGUGGACAAAUUAAAAUCAACAAUUAAAUAUUCUGACCAGUGUUCUGUGAAAUCAUUGGAUGAAUGUAAGGGAUUUAUCAUCGUCCCUUCAUUUUUGAAAACAUACAUUGAGAAUCGGUUACCACUUUUUGCAGAGAACGCCUUAAAAGCCAUUAGAAUGACUCCGGGAAGAGAGUACAUGAUUGAAAAAGCACCUGAAGCUGACACAGGUGGUUUCAGUGAUGCUGACAGUCAUCAGUAUGAUGCCAUAAUUCCUGUGGACUUUGAGGCCAGUGGGAUGUUGGAGAAAAACAAGCGAUGGGGUGAGGGCCUACAACAGUUUCUGGAGAUGAAGCACCAGCUGGCCAUUUCACAGCUGUCCAAUGUGACAAAUUACAUGUCCAAUGUCCAUUUCUUUAAAAGGUACCUCAGUGGAAAAGGCAUUUUUGGUGUUUCUGGGACACUGGGGGAUGAAGCUGAGAAAGUAUUUCUAGAACGGCAUUACAAAACAGCAAGCUAUGUCAUUCCAGCUCACCGCCAUACGAAGCUUGUUGAGUUGCCAGCAGUUCAGGUGAGUGGAGGCAGCACUCAGUGGAUCCAGGUGAUCUGUGAAACUGCACAGAGAGCCGCAGUCAGAGGGCAAGUUGUUUUGAUCAUUUGUGAAGAUGUCAACACUGCAGAUGAGCUGAAGACAAAAAUGGUUCGUCCAGAAAGAGAAGCCAGUGAGCUCACCAUGUACACAAUCAGUGAGAAGCACAACAUCGAGAAACAAAACUUUAGCCAGGGAAACAUUAUCAUUGCUACAAACCUUGGUGGCCGAGGUACAGACAUUAAUGUUCAGCAGGACGUAAAUGAGUGUGGAGGUCUCUUUGUGCUCCUCACAUACUUUCCUAGAAGUCACCGUGUGGAGCAACAGGUCUUUGGACGCACUGCCCGGAAAGGAAACCCAGGGAUGGUCCAGAUGGUUCUCAACCAGGGCCAUCUUGCACCAGCGUACCAAGGCCAUUCAAUCGAAACCAUGAGGCAUCUCAGAGAGGAGUAUGAGCUCAGACAUUUAGACAGCAUAGAGAAAUAUAAGUGUGACAUUGAAAUUAAAGAAGCUCUCUUCUCCACAUUUUGUGAAUUUCUGUGUGACUUUGACAAGAAUUACACAGUGGAAGAAAGGAGUGACCUGUCCAAGGUAAAACUGAAGGAUGUUCCUGAAUAUUUUAAGAUCCACCAGAACAAGUUUGACUAUCAGACUGCACUGAAUGCUUUGAAAGAAUCUUGGGCUUUGUGGCUCAUCCUUCAUGAAGAGCACAUCAGCAGACAUGAUGAUAUCAGCAAGCUGAGAGAAGACCUCACCAAAGACUUGAAGAAGACUGGUGACUUCCUUCUGCAGGGGACCAGUUGUAAUUUCUAUGAUUACAUCAAACAGGCAGCAAGCAGAACUGACCUGCACUGCAUGAACAAAACUAAAUGUGACUUUGGAGCAAAGACUUACUGGCAGAGAGCUGCAGAGUGUGAUCAUUUCUACAGUGCUGUGGCGCUUUAUAAUCAAGCUUACAUCACACUCAACCUCAGAAAAGAAGACUACAUAGCUGAGGCAAAGAAAUUACUGGAGGAAGCGAAGACUGCAGUGGAUGUCUAUCUCUCAGAAUCAACAAAUACGAUGAUGUUUUGUAAUUUGUCAGUGAUGAGUGCCUUUGUUCCACACAACACAAACUGCAACCUCCAGAUCCAAAUGCAAGCCAGAAUGAAUAUCUUCAAAUCUUGGAAAGGAUACAUUGAAAGUGCCCUGACAACUCUGAGAGAGCUCGACGGCAGCGAAAGUGAUGCAGAAGUAGAGGAUUCCAGUGUGUACCAUCUUUCAAAAGAUAAAGACUUAAUCACCACCAAUGAGCUGAUGAUGCUCUGUGAAAAUGGCCUUAGCAUAGUCUUUGAGGUUAAGAAGAAGCCUGAGUUCUGCUAUGAUGCCCUUGCUUGUUUUGUUCUUGGUGCCCUUCAAGUAGCAGCAGGUGUUCUUGUUUGUGCUCUGUCAUGUGGUGGUGCCAGUCAGUUUGGACUUGGACUGACUUGUGAGGGGGUAUCUGACAUGAUUCAAGGGAUCAAAGGAAUGAUACAAGGAGGCUUUGACUGGGCUGAAUGGGCAAUCUCCAAGGCCAUCACCAUUGGAUUAUCUCUGAUCUCUGGUGGAUUCAGCCGACUAAAGAAAGCUAGAAGUGCAGUGCGAAGUGGCACAAAAAGUCUGAUCACAGGAGCAAAGAGUACAUCUGUCUGUACAGUAAAACAGUGUUUUCUGAAGGUGGGAAAGUAUGCAGUUCAGGAACUGGGGAAGCAAGGAUGUAUCAGUGAUCUGACUCAUACUGUUGAGAAGGAAACUGAUGCUUUUUUCCAAAAGGUUCUGAAGGACGUCUUUGAGAAAAAGGUGUUUUCACUGAUAAAAGCCAACCGUGAGCUGGAUGAAGUUCUCACAAACUUCAUUUGCUCAGGGAUACCAAAGACUGCCCUGGAGAAUGGGUCCAGUGAAUUCAUAAUUGACAGAGGGUGUGAGGAACAAAUGCUUCAGUCAGUGGAUCUGAUAACAAGAGAAGUCAUUCCUGCCCUGAUGAUGAAUUGUACCAUGGUUCUUAAGGUUCUUAAUAUACUUUCAGAACUGUGUGGUGCUGUAACACAACACACAGGAGGCCUCAAAGGGUUGGAUCUAAUGGAAAAAUCAGCUGAAAAUGUACAAGUUAAUGUACAAACACUGGAUUCAAUACCUACGGAGAAGGUCAUUAACAACACUUUUGUUCCUCAGCUGUUGCAAAGCAUGGAAAAUCUACCCCAAGAAAGGAAUGACCAGGAUGGAAGACGUGGUCUAUCAGAUGUGAAACGCUUUAAACAUGAACUCAUCAACAUGAUUGCAGAAAGUGCUUCAAGCUCUUAUGUUGAGGCCUGUUUCAGACAUAUGACCUCCAUCAUGAGCAAAAUGUGCAUGAGUCAAAUAAACCAUGCUGCUGGUGGUGCUGUUAGAAACAUUCUCAGCAGUGUCGACGCCCAAAGUUUCGGUGAAAACCAGCUUUAUAAGCAUCAUAUGAAAAAGGCAAUCCAAAGUCCACAUGAGCUGUUGUCACAGUCUGAGAAGAGGGACUUGGAGUCUUACAUAGAGAAAAUUUCUGAUGUUAACCACCCUGCUACAGCUUUGGACAUCCAUGUCCUCACUCAAAGUGAUGCUCUGGAAGGCAAAGGCAUCAAACUGGUUACGGUGGACAACGAUGGGAAGAAGCUUUCAGAAGACUAUUUUCCAGGGAAGGAGGACUCAGCAGGUGAUAUAGUCCUCCAGCUGAAGAAGGAGCCAAAAAAUCCAACACAGACAGAAGGAUCCUUCUCAGAGAUGACUGAGGGGAUCUGGGGUGAACAGAACCAAUGCAGUGGUCACUUUGAAAUCCUGAGCCCAGAUGGCACUCUGAUCCCUGUAAAUUCAGAGGGUCAAAACUGCCUCUAUCAUGCUGUAGUCCAGGCAACCUGGAAAAACCAAGGUGAUAUGAGAAAUGAGGCGGUUAUCCUCAGGAAUCAAAUCAAACAUACUCUUCAACAAAACUUACCGAGAUACGUGGAAGUUUUGAAGCUGCAGAAAGAAUUUGAAGAAACAUGUACAUCUCCUGGAAGAUAUUACAUCUGUGGAGGAGAAAACAAAGAACAAGAAAAACCUGAAAUUGUCAAGGAUUGGGAAAAUGAAAUUAACUCGAUAACUAGCUGGAGUAAUAAACCUAAAAUUGAGACAGGCAAACUUGGUUUGGUUGGAAAGCAUGAUGUGUUAAAAAACAUAGAGACCGAGGGUGAGAAAGUGGAAGCAGACCAUAUCCCUCCUAAAUGUGUCUUUAAAAAUCUACAUGAAAAUCCUUUCUACAGAGUGGCAAAGUGGCACAAUGAUACCGAACAUAAAGAACUUACAAAUCUUCUUUCUAAAAAAGUAAAGGAGACCAUUGAGAACUUUGAGAAAAUUAUAGAGGAUGAAGAUCAAACAAUAAAAAAGAUCAAGGAGAGACAGAUUUGGAUCAUGAAAACCACUGAACAAAAAGCCAUUGAAAUUUGCAUUGUGAAUAAUAAGUAUGAGAAGAUGAUUCUUAAAAAAAUGAAGCUUGAAGCUGAUCAGAAUAGCAAAAAAAAAACUGGAGGACCUUGGAAAUAAAAUGUCUGAGAAGAUGAGUCUUUAUGAUCUGAUUUGUAAAAGUGGAGAUAACGGGGCAUGCAGAAAUGUUCUUAAAUCACAUCACGAAAAAGGCCUCACUUAUGGCAACUCUACAUGUGCUCAGGCUAUCAGUGCAAUCCUUCAACAUGCCCUUCUUUCUGGUGAUGGAGAAAAACUGAUAAAAUGGUCACUGAUGGCAGCAAAUCCAGAGGUGUCAAUACCCAUCAAAAAGGUUGUUAAAGAAAUAUUUUCCAAGUCAAAAAUGAAGAUCAACGAAGAGAAGUUUGAUGAAAAUGAUAGGAUAUACCAUCACAUUGGAGACAAGCUGUUGGUGGAAUAUUACAAGAACCAGAAGGUCAUCACAGAGCCGGAAAAAGUAAAGCUUUAUAAAUGGUUGGAACGAAAAGAAGCUCAGUUGAAAAAAGGCAACCCUGAUGUUUGUUUGGAACAAAUCAAACCUCUGUUGGAACAACUUCCCUAUGAUGUUGGGUCGAAAAAAGAUCUGUUGGAAGAGUUUCUCUUUAAUGUUUGGUUGAAACAAAACGAAGCUCUGUUGGAACAACUUCUCUAUGAUGUUGGUUUGGAACAAGAAAAAGCUCUGUUGGAAAAAAUUCUCUUUGAUGUUUGUUUGGAUCCAGACGUGGCUCAAUUGUGCAAAGAAAUUCUUAAAGAAAUAUUCAAAGAAAAGACAAAAGGUGAAAAACAGCUGCACAUUUUAACCAGCCAUCAGAAACAUGAUCCACUCACACUGAAGUUUGUAAUCAGUGAGCAGACAUGUUACAGUCUAUAUUUGACUUCAUCAUUCAGUUUACUAGUACUGCACUCUGCCUGUGUUACAUCACUUUAUUAUUGUAAUAUGAUAUUACGUUCACUCUGUUAGAAUGAACAAUCUGUGUUUAACUGAAAAUAUCACAAGGCGCAAACUGAGAGACCAGCUGGCUUUAAUACCUGGUCAUUUCAGCUCAGUGCUGCUAUCCUGCCAUUUAUGAUUUGAUCAUAUAUUAAUAAUAUGUUAUCUGUGUUUGUAAUGAUACAUUUUGAUUACGAGGACUGUCCUUCAUGGACUUACUAAGGCAGUUUUAACAUUAAUCCCACAUCACUCUGUCCUCCUCCUCUUGGACCCUUGUUCCUUCAUUCUUUGUAAAGCUUCAUGUUUCUCCUUUCAGUCAGAUUUUGUAAAUUAAGAGCACAAAAUAACUUUGAUUAACUUUUGUUUCUCUCCUCCUGUUUUAGAAGAGAAAGAGCAAGCAUUGGAAAAAGCAGGUAAAGUGGGCUGUAUACGCUUGUUUUUACACACAUUCGUUAGCCUGACAAAAGUGAUCCCCUUGGACUGAUUUUACAUUUACAGUUCUUGUUUUCACUGAGUUCGGUCAUGUUAAGGUUCAAAAAUUGGAGAAAAGGAGUACGGAGGGCUCACAAGCAAAUAACAACUCUGGUCCAGAAGAUGUGAUCAAAGCGAAGAUUUAUUGAUUCACGCGCGGAGUUCAGCCACUGGGCAAAGUCAGUGACCGGACUGAACUUACAAUAAUUAGACAAAGGUUUUAUAUGGGUACAACAACAAACCCCCCCUCUUUUACAAAACAGACAUAGUACAGCUUGCGUCAACCUAAACCACAAAAUGUUCCGUGAACUUUUAACAUAGUUUUACAGAACAUUACGUCUCAUCUCCAUCCCGGUGUCGCACCAUGUACGCGUUCUUAUCUCCCCGAACAUCAAGCGCACUUCCUGUAAGCAUCUGACAAUAUGCCGGCACAACUUGCAAUUGCAGCAAAAACACAUCUUAAUUUCUUACCUACUAAAAUCGAUCUCUUAUGGUGUGUACGUGUAUGUGUGAGUGUCUGCUGCGUCUGCUGUGCAUGUGUCAUGACCUCUCCUGCCCCCAGCUCACCUCACACCUUCAGUCAUCCUGAGACACAAAGCCUGCGCUCGUGCACAGCUGAACUAUGUGUGACUUCUAGACUAAAUGUCACACUCAACGGGUGCUACUCACCCCAUGAAGAAAACUUACUUAAAAUGAACAUCACAUGAAACUUAAACUUACUCAAAAGGCUAUAAGGUGUAAAUGAUAAAAACUUAAAUCUUAACUCUAAAGGAUAUAAGUAAUAAAAGAUAAAAAUAGCUCUAGGCAUAUGUCAUGUAAGCAGGUGUAUUGCAAUUCCUUUCAGAGCUCCUGUCAUCCUCACCGUGUGUUGGCUGAUCAUUAACGCCUGCCAAGAGUUUCUGACCUUCACUUGACCAGGAGCCACAACUCUUUAAUAAGCUCAAAUGCAAUCAUGUGUAAAAGAUUAAAAUCAGUUUCAUAACAAAGGUUCUCUCUUGUCAGAUCUGCCAAUAUGUUUGCUCGUCUCUACUACAGUUUAAUCAUUGAAAAUGACACUGAUCAGCAUACUAUGUGGAAGUUACAGAUUACAUAAUGGCAAAAGCAUUUUGUCGGACCCCUCAGUCACUAGUUAGCUAACAUAUUCUAAUGCAACUAUUAGCACCAACCAACCAGUGACGUCAUGUUUUGUAUAACACAUAAUUCAUGAUAGUUAUCACGGGGAAAGUUAUCUAUAGAGACCAACAUGUUUGUGUAUGACACACAUGCAGAAGACCUUUCAGCACAUAGUGACCGUGGCAACUUGCACAAAAAAUAAUGACUUACAAAACUAAAACAAAACCUAGAAACCCUUGUUCCUUCAUUCUUUGUAAAGCUUCUUCAUGUUUCUUCUUUCAGUCAGAUUUUGAAAAUUAAGAGCUGAAAACUAAACAAAGUAACUUUGAUUAACUUCUGUUUCUCUUCUUCAGUUUUAGAUAUACAAAUCCAGCACGGGAAAAAGCAGGUAAAGUGGGCUGUAUACGCUUGUUUUUUUACACACAUUCAUUAGCCUGACAAAAGUGAUCCCCUUGAACUGAUUUUACAUUUACAGUUCUUAUUUUCACCGUCACUAGUUAGCUAACAUAUACUCAUGCAAGCCUAUGAGCACCAACAAACCAGUGACGUCAUGUUUUUGGGGGGGUUUUUUUGAAGUAUGUUUGAAAUUUUUUGAUAUAAGGAAAAAAAAGAGACAAAACAAACAAAAAAAAAAAAAAAAAAAAAAAAAAAA
Oreochromis niloticus (Nile tilapia) is the source of this 9808-nucleotide messenger RNA. RefSeq lists its product as uncharacterized. The coding region runs from base 90 to 6722 and encodes 2210 amino acids. Lineage: Eukaryota; Metazoa; Chordata; Actinopteri; Cichliformes; Cichlidae. Gene Ontology annotation, cellular component: membrane. Gene Ontology annotation, biological process: protein targeting; intracellular protein transport; protein import. The transcript is spliced from 10 exons. The record is from RefSeq and is a predicted model, not a curated record. Gene Ontology annotation, molecular function: ATP binding.